This is a messenger RNA of Sphaerodactylus townsendi, 3377 nucleotides long. Its product is annotated as zinc finger protein 260-like. Gene Ontology annotation, biological process: regulation of immune system process; negative regulation of transcription by RNA polymerase II; regulation of cytokine production. Bases 340 to 2568 code for a protein of 742 amino acids. NCBI's taxonomy places the organism in Eukaryota, Metazoa, Chordata, Lepidosauria, Squamata, Sphaerodactylidae. The record is from RefSeq and is a predicted model, not a curated record. The transcript is spliced from 3 exons.
GUUUUCCUUUGAGGAGGUGGCCGUGUAUUUCACUGAGGCAGAGUGGGCCCUACUGGAUCUGGACCAAAGAGAUCUCUACAGGGAAGUCAUGCUGGAGGCCUAUGGGAGCAUAUCCUCCCUGGGCAUUUGGACUUUCUGGACAGGGCAGCGUUCCACCAGCGUUCCACCGCCCCACACCACAUUGAAUUACGCCACCAUUCUCAGCAAUCAGAACAUGUUGACAAGACAGUUGGGGAAUUCCAGGGGUUCUUACUGGAAACAGGCAAUGGAGAACUAUCUCAAUGUACCUUCAGGGAUCAAAAGAGACCAGAGAGUCAGGAAAGAAGUCAUGAAAAAGAGAUGAGCAAGAAAUACAUUCCUUUCUCAGGAGGCAGUUUUCACGAUGUAAUUGACAUGGCAGAAAAAACAUACAAAUACUUUGAAUGGGGAUUGAAUUUAUCAAUCAAUGAUAAAUUUAUCAGUCAAUGUGUCAGUUUCCAAAAGCUCCCUGUAAUGAAGGCCCAUAAUUGCUUCCAGUGUGGAAAGAGCUUCGUUUGUGCAGAAGAGCUCAUUAGACAUGAAAGAAUCCAUAUAGGACAGAAACUGUAUUGCUGUUCAGAUUGUGGCAAGAGAUUCACAGAGGAUGCAGAUAUUGUUCAACACAAGAGUUCCCACCAUUCAAGGGAGAAGAUAUUUAUCUGUUUAAAGGGUGGAAAGACUUUAUCUGAAAGGAAGGAACAUAAUUGUGGAAAGAGAUUCAACUGCAGUGUCGAUCUUCAGCAGCAUCUACAAACAGACACAUUGGAGGAGCCUUUUGAGUGCUCAAAGUGUGGAAAGAGAUUCAGUCAGAGCGGCAGUCUUCAGGAGCAUGUACGAACCCACGAAGCAAAGAAACCUUUUGAAUGCUCAGAGUGUGGGAAGGGAUUCAGUCAGAAUCACCAUCUUCAACAGCAUUUAAGAACACACAGAGUUGAGAAACUUUUUGAAUACUCAGAGUGUAGAAAGAGAAUCAGUCAGAGAGCAAACUUUCAGCAGCAUCAAAGAAUUCACAAAGGGGUGAAACCUUUUGAAUGCUCCAAGUGUGGAAAGAGAUUCCAUCAGAAUGUCCAUCUUCAAAAGCAUUUAAGGACCCACACAGCGGAGAAACCUUUUGCGUGCUCAAAGUGUGGAAAGAGAUUUAGUCAGUUGGACAGCCUUCAAGUGCAUCAAAGACACCACAGGGGAAAAAAAAGUUUUGAAUGCUCAGUGUGUGGCAAGAAAUUUAGUCAGAGGGGCAGUCUCCAAAUGCAUCUAAGAACUCACACAGCAGAGAAACCUUUUGAGUGCUCAGAGUGUGGAAAGAGAUUCAGUCAGAGUGCCAACCUUCAACGGCAUCAAAGAAUCCACACAGGUGAGAAACCUUUUGAAUGCACAAUGUGUGGAACAAGAUUCAGUCAGAAGGGCAAUCUUCAAAAGCAUUUAAGUAUUCAUACAGGAGAGCAACCUUUUGAAUGUGCAGAGUGUGGAAAGAAAUUCAGUCAGAAGGGCAAUCUUCAUGUUCAUCUAAAAACCUACACAGGAAAGAAUCCUUUUGAUUGCUCAGAGUGUGGAAAGCAAUUCAGUCAGAGGUGCAGCCUUCGACAGCAUCUAAGAACCCAUAGAGAGAAGAAAAUGUUUGAAUGUCCAGAGUGUGGAAAGAAAUUCAGUCAGAAAGGCAGUUUUCAAUUGCAUCUAAGAACUCAUGAAGGUGAGAAACUUUUUGAAUGCUCAGAGUGUGGAAAGAGAUUAAGUCAGAAUGACCAUCUUCAACAGCAUUUAAGAACCCACACAGUGGAGAAACCUUUUGAGUGCUCAGAGUGUGGAAAGAGAUUCCAUUACAGUGGUAGUCUUAAACGGCACAUACGUACCCACACAGGGGAGAAACCUUUUGAAUGCCCAGAAUGUGGAAUGCAAUUUAGUCAUAAGGGCAAUCUUCAAAGGCACUUAAGAUCCUACACAGGGGAGCAACCUUUUGAUUGCCCCAAGUGUGGAAAGCAAUUCAGUCAGAGAUGCAGCCUUCAACAGCAUCUAAGAAUUCAUAGAAGUGAGAAACCUUUUGAAUGCCCAGAGUGUGGAAAGCAAUUCAGUCACAGUAGCAACUUUCAUAUGCAUCAAAGAACCCACAUAGGGGAGAAACCUUUUGAAUGCUCAGAAUGCGGAAGGAAAUUCAGUCAGAGAGGUACUCUUCAACAACAUCUAAGAAUCCAUACAGCAGAGAAACCUUUUGAAUGCUCAGAGUGUGGAAAGAGUUUCAGGCACAGGGGCAGUUUUCAGGUGCAUCAAAGAACCCACACAGGGGAGAAACCUUUUGAAUGCUCAGAAUGUGCAAAGAGAUUCAGUAGGAGUGGUCAUCUUGAACAGCAUCUAAGAAUCCACACAGGGGAGAAACCUUUUGAGUGCUCAGAUUGUGGAAAGAGAUUCAGUCAGAGUGGCCAUCUUGAAAAGCAUUUAAGAACCCACACGGGGCAGAAACCUUUUGAAUGUUCAGAAUGUGGAAAGAGAUUCAUUCAGAAAUCCCACCUUCAACAACAUCAAAGAACACACAAGAGGGGGAACCAUUUUACAUCUUAAUAGCAACCACAGAGUAUACACGCAUAAACUCUGGAAAUACUUUGUCAUGAAUGAAGCCUCAAGUAGAUGUCAGUGGGAAAGCAGCAAGGAUGAAUUCUGAGAGUGGUUGCAUAGCAGGAUUUUCAUUAAAUCAUGGGUUUCCAUUGUUGGCCCUGCAUUUUUAAUAGUUGUGAUCUUUUAUCAGUUUUGUCAUAUGGUCAAUCUGAUUUCUUUAAUUUUGGAUUGUUAAUGAAAGUAGUUGCUGAAAUAUUAGAUCACCUUUUAACUAAGAGUUAAGUUUAGACUUCUAAUCUAGCAUAAAAAGUUAAUUAGCACAUAUCAGAUAUAUUUUGGACACAUUUGUGGUUAAGGACCAAUCAUUUAUCUAGAUGAUGAUCAUUUGUGAGAAAAGUUUAGCAUAUCAUCAGCAUGCUGGGGGUUUUUUCUGUCUAUAAGCCUAUGAAUGUGAUUAGCAAAUGAGAUUUCUCUGGAUGGAACUCCUAGAAGAGACUGAAUGAGCUUUUUGUUUGUAGGUGUGACUUGUGUUUAUAUGGCUAGAUUUGAAUCCAGUGGCACCUUAGAGACAAAGAAGAUUUUCUGGGUGUAAGGUUUCAAAAAUCAAAGCUCCCUUCUUCAGAGAAAUAAAUGUAUAUUUAUGAAAAUUUGUUCAAGCAGUUUAAGAAAUCUGGCUUGGUUUGUAUAUUCUAACAUAGUUGACAAAUUUUAGAAUAUUUAAUUUGAUUGGUACGUGUUUUUCCAGCAGUUAUACAGUUUGUUUAAAACUGUUUUUAUCUGUGUAAUAAUAAUAAUAAAGAAAAUGUGAAAACUGA